AUGUCAGCCUGGACACAGACGCCGCUAUGGCUGCUGCUGCAGAUCGCGCCCAUCAAGAACGAGCGGGACCUGGUGGUGCUGUUCCUGCUCACCUUCCGCGACAUCACCGCCCUCAAGCAGCCCAUCGAGGCCGACGACAGCAAAGGAGGCCUCAGCAAGUUCGCAAAGCUGGCGCGGUCGGUGACGCGCAGCCGCUCCGUCCUGGUGUCGCAGUUUUCGUCGCACCUGCCCAACCUCAAGGACACCGCCAAGCAGUCCCACCUGGCGCACAUGAUGAGCCUGAAUGCGGACGUGAUGCCGCAGUACCGCCAGGAGGCGCCCAAGACGCCGCCGCACAUCCUGCUGCACUACUGCGCCUUCAAGGCCAUCUGGGACUGGAUCAUCCUGUGCCUCACCUUCUACACCGCCAUCAUGGUGCCCUACAACGUCGCCUUCAAGAACAAGACGUCCGAGGACGUGUCGCUGCUCGUCGUCGACUCGAUCGUCGACGUCAUCUUCUUCAUCGACAUCGUGCUCAACUUCCACACGACGUUCGUCGGCCCCGGCGGCGAGGUGGUGUCCGACCCGAAGGUGAUCCGCAUGAACUACCUCAAGUCGUGGUUCAUCAUCGACCUGCUGUCGUGCCUGCCGUACGACGUGUUCAACGCGUUCGACCACGACGAGGACGUUUGUGGGGACAGAAAGAGUCCUGUUGUGAAUGAACUGACACUGUAA
This is a messenger RNA of Schistocerca serialis cubense, 714 nucleotides long. Its product is annotated as potassium voltage-gated channel protein eag-like. Gene Ontology annotation, cellular component: membrane. Bases 1 to 714 code for a protein of 237 amino acids. NCBI's taxonomy places the organism in Eukaryota, Metazoa, Arthropoda, Insecta, Orthoptera, Acrididae. Gene Ontology annotation, biological process: potassium ion transmembrane transport; regulation of membrane potential. Gene Ontology annotation, molecular function: voltage-gated potassium channel activity. The transcript has 5 exons. The record is from RefSeq and is a predicted model, not a curated record.